ACGACUUUCGCAGCCAUAUUAAGGUCAAGCAGACGCGAAUUUCAGAUUUUCGAAAAAGAACAUACAAUUUUGAAAAUGUCGGCUAUUCUUCGCCAAUCAGUUAGACGAAUGGAACCUUUAGUAAAAAGUAGCUUUGUACAAAAAGCAACAGUCAUCUCCGGACCCCCACGAGUUCGUGUUUCGUUCGCGGAAAAAGCAACAUUGGGAACCGUGAUGAUUAUUGGUGUAGUUGCACCAAUGGGCUACGUAUUGGCAAAUUUGAAAGGUUAUAGGGAAAGACCAGAAGCUGAAUAA
This is a messenger RNA of Dimorphilus gyrociliatus, 294 nucleotides long. NCBI's taxonomy places the organism in Eukaryota, Metazoa, Annelida, Polychaeta, Dinophilidae. The record is from the annotation of a GenBank genome assembly.